AUGACGUCUAGCUACCGACUUGUGAGCGUUGUCCUUCUUGUCGCUUGGCUCUUCUGCUUUGCUGCGGGAGAAAACUUGGGCGACGCUGUUCUAAGCGAUAAAGACCGCGAGAUGCUGCAGCUCUCACGCAGAUCUCAGGCUAUUCGACACAACGCCGUUGGCGCCAUGAUGGAGCCUGCGACACUUGCAGCGAACCUGGACGUCAAGGACUUUGCCAACCGUGCACGAGAAAUCGCCCAGAAGCGAGCGGUCUUUGUGGGUACGCGCCACCAGCUCAUCUGGGGCCCAAAGAUGGUCGGCGACCGGCACACGUACUUCUACACGGUGAUCCAUCCCAUCGAACCUCUGGGCGCCGACAUGAGGCUGCAGGACAAGAUGGCCACGAUUCUCAUGCGGUAUUCGACCCAAACGGGUCGUAGCAGUGUUGUCCAUGUGGGCGCUAUUAAGCAUGACCCUAGGGUGGUGUGGGACUUUCAACCGCUAUCACGCAUCCUAGCCCACUACUAG
Molecule: messenger RNA, 507 nt
Organism: Moesziomyces aphidis
Lineage: Eukaryota; Fungi; Basidiomycota; Ustilaginomycetes; Ustilaginales; Ustilaginaceae
Source: the annotation of a GenBank genome assembly